AUGGAGAUCCCCAAAUGUAUCCAACUUCUCAACUUGAAGCUCUAUGAUGGUACUAAAGGUCCUAAAGAGCGUGUUGCGCGAUUUAGGGAGAAGAUAGAAAGAUUUCCUAUUCCCGCGCAUUUGAGGGAAGGAUACUUUUGCAAAGGUUUCGAGUCUACUCUUACGGGUUCCGCUUUGGAAUGGCUGAUCACCCAAGGUAAUAAUGAAUCUCUUGGAAGUUAUCUCGACAGGUUUCUCGAAAAGUCUUUUCCUAUCCUAGAUCUUGAGAUCACUUCGGCAGUACACGCUUUCCAUAUGGGUUUGCAUAGUGAUUCUCCGCUCUAUGAUGAUCUUUCAGAAAAUCCGUGUAGAAGCUUGUUGGAGGCAAGGAUCCGAGGUUCAAGAUAUGCAGAAGAGGAGGAUAGGAUGUGGAUUAAGUCGAAAUCUGCUUAUGAUCAUCCUAAUCGAAAAUUGAAGACCUCAUCUUCCAAAUCUUUUAGGGCUAAACCCUAUUCUAGAUUUGACGACCACAGAGUCGAUGACGUGGAUAAAGAAAAGGAAAACGAGGAAUAUCCUAGGAUAAUUGACUAUCAUUUUUCUGUUGACAUUUCAAGUCUAAUUUUUGCAAUAUAUGAACUUGGGGACAAAGUGAGAUGGCCAAGGGCGAAAAAUAAAAAUCCUAAAUGGAGCGGAAAACCUGAUUGGUGCGCUUUUCACAAGGAUUUUAGCCACAUGACUAAAGAUUCUCUUUCUUUGAGGAAAGAAGUAAUCAUUCUCGUAAGCAAAGUAUACCUCGAUGAGAUCUUGAAUAGAAAUGAGAGCUGA
Molecule: messenger RNA, 804 nt
Organism: Erigeron canadensis
Lineage: Eukaryota; Viridiplantae; Streptophyta; Magnoliopsida; Asterales; Asteraceae
Exons: 2
Coding region: 1-804 (267 amino acids)
Source: RefSeq, a predicted model, not a curated record